AUGCUUCAGGUACCCGUCCGCGAGAAGUCCAAUGGCGCUGGCAAGGCCACUAAAGCUGUCAUCCUGGUGCGUAUCCAAUCCCACUUCUCUUUAGCAUCGAGCUCGAGAGGACCCCACAGGCCACCGGAACUGACCCCAUUUCGCAUUCUGCAGGUUGGCGGCCCUUCGCGAGGAACCAGAUUUCGGCCUCUGUCCCUCGAUGCCCCCAAGCCGCUGUUCGAUGUCGCCGGUCACCCCAUCGUCUGGCACUGCCUGACCGCCAUUGCGAAGGUGCCCUCCAUUCAGGAGGUAUGCAUGAUCGGCUACUACGACGAAACUGUGUUCAAAGACUUCAUCAAGGAAGCCGCCUCCGAGUUCCCGAACCUCCCCAUCAAGUACCUACGAGAAUACCAAGCCCUCGGCACCGCAGGUGGCCUGUACCACUUCCGAGAUGCCAUCCUCAAGGGCCGGCCCGAGCGCAUCUUCGUCCUCAAUUCCGACGUAUGCUGCUCCUUCCCACUGAACGACAUGGCGAAGCUGUUCGACGACAGAGAUGCCGAGGCUGUCAUUCUGGGUACACGGGUGUCCGAGGAUGCAGCCACCAACUUCGGCUGCAUUGUGUCGGAUCAGCACUCCCGCCGUGUGCUACACUACGUCGAGAAGCCCGAGAGCCACAUCUCGAACCUGAUCAACUGUGGAGUUUACCUCUUCAGCGUCGACGCAAUCUUCCCUAGUAUCAAGAGCGCCAUCAAGCGAAGAGCGGAUCGCCCUCGCCUGGUGUCCUACCCCUCAUCCGACAACCUCGAGUCCAGCUUCAUCGCCGACAAUGACGACGACGAGCGCAAGAACGAGAUCAUUCGUCUCGAGCAGGAUAUCCUGAGUGACCUGGCAGACAGCAAGCAAUUCUUCGUCCACGAGACGAAGGACUUCUGGCGCCAGAUCAAGACUGCUGGUUCUGCCGUCCCCGCCAACGCCCUGUACCUGCAGAAGGCAUUACAGACUGGAUCCAAGGAGCUUGCUCAGCCAUCAGCAAACAUCCUUCCGCCGGUUUUCAUUCACCCGUCCGCGCAUGUCGACCCUACUGCCAAGCUAGGACCCAACGUCUCAAUCGGUCCCCGAGCAACUAUCGGAGCUGGCGCCCGUGUGAAGGAGUCUAUCGUACUGGAGGAUGCAGAGAUCAAGCACGAUGCGUGUGUACUCUACUCCAUUGUUGGGUGGAACAGCCGUGUCGGUGCUUGGGCUCGUGUUGAGGGUACACCCACCCCCGUCACGAGCCAUACCACCAGCAUUGUCAAGAACGGCGUCAAGGUGCAAAGCAUCACCAUCCUGGGCAAGGAGGUCGGAGUUGGAGAUGAGGUUCGCGUACAGAACUGUGUUUGUCUGCCUUAUAAGGAGUUGAAGAGAGAUGUCGCCAACGAGGUCAUCAUGUGA
This is a messenger RNA of Anthostomella pinea, 1410 nucleotides long. The record is from the annotation of a GenBank genome assembly. NCBI's taxonomy places the organism in Eukaryota, Fungi, Ascomycota, Sordariomycetes, Xylariales, Xylariaceae.